Messenger RNA from Drosophila ananassae, 4776 nucleotides. Its product is annotated as protein sex-lethal. Gene Ontology annotation, cellular component: ribonucleoprotein complex; cytosol. Gene Ontology annotation, molecular function: mRNA binding. Gene Ontology annotation, biological process: alternative mRNA splicing, via spliceosome; sex determination. NCBI's taxonomy places the organism in Eukaryota, Metazoa, Arthropoda, Insecta, Diptera, Drosophilidae. The record is from RefSeq and is a predicted model, not a curated record. Bases 1057 to 2127 code for a protein of 356 amino acids. The transcript is spliced from 10 exons.
AACCCCAAAACAGCUACCAACAACUUGGCCACAUUACACUUGAGCAAGAUUCGCGCGAGUUGGCGAGUUGACGAGAAGUCUCCGAGUUAGUGUAUUUAAAAUAGUUUACCAACAACAACAACUACAACAACAUCAACAACAACAAUAUCAUCUCUUCAACUACUACUACAACAACACACAGCUGAGAGCGCGCCAAGAAAACAAGAAGAAGAAUCAAGCAUACACUGAGAGAAACGACUUAGCAAUUAAGAAAGAGAGUUUUUUGUAUGCCAAAAGAAUAGAAGAAAACAAAAUUUUGUAUAGCAACGGAGAGUACAACAAAAAAAACAGCAAUAAGAUACAGAGAGAGAGAGAGUGCAGAGAAGAAAGUAAGAACAAGAAGACGAAUCAGCAGCAGGCCAGCUGAGAGCGCUGAGCGCCAAUAAGGAGGAGAAGUGGGGAGUAGAUCCUCCCGAUAACUGCAACUACAACUCACCUCUAAUCAUCCCAAGAACUCACCACGACUCACCUCAUACCGCUCACCUUCGAUAGAUCUCGAGGGUGGCAUUUUUUUUGAAUCGAUAAUCGAGAAUCGAGAAAAGUGUUCACAACACACUCCCCAACUCUCAGGAUAUGUACGGCAACAAUAAUCCGGGUAGUAACAAUAAUAACGGUGGUUAUCCCCCCUAUGGUUACAACAACAAGUCGAGUUUGUGAUAAAAUGAUAAGCAAUAUGAAGAAUGUAAAGAAAGCAACGUAAAGAUACAUUUGUAUAAGAAACGCAUUUAAGAACCAAAGAUACACAUCUAAAGAGAAAGCGAAAAGAACAAAAAAAGAGCGAGCGCCAUGUGUGGGUCGAAAAAAAGGCUCUAGAUUGUUGGGAACUAUCUGUUGUAGUCUCCUUUUUUUUGGCACCACACCCCACACCCACACCACCUCACACCCCCACUGUUGUUGUGCAAGACACAGAUACAUAGAUGUAUCUGUAUCUGGGAAACUCGUUCGUGGCAAGAGGAUUAUAGAAACGGCCUAAAAACGUUCUCAUCGUGCGGCCUGUGCAACUUGAACAGUCUCACAAUGUACCGCGGUGGGCGAGGAUUCGGGAUGUCCCAUUCACUGCCCUCGGGAAUGUCGCGUUAUGCGUUUUCGCCACAGGAUACAGAAUUCUCAUUUCCAAGCUCCUCGUCGCGUCGCGGUUACAACGACUUCCCCGGCUGUGGCAUCGGUGGUAAUGGUGGCAGUGCCAAUUCCCUUGGCGGCGGCGGUGGCGGCAACAUGUGCAACCUGCCGCCCAUGACCAGCAACAAUUCGCUUAACAAUCUGUGCGGCCUGUCGCUGGGCAGCGGCGGCAGCGACGAUCACAUGCUUAAUGACCAGCGGCCGAGCAACACCAACCUGAUUGUCAACUACUUGCCCCAGGACAUGACUGACCGCGAGCUGUACGCCCUCUUCCGCGCCAUCGGGCCCAUCAACACGUGCAGAAUCAUGAGAGACUAUAAGACUGGCUACAGUUUUGGAUACGCUUUCGUGGACUUCACAUCCGAAAUGGACUCGCAGCGUGCGAUCAAAGUCCUCAACGGCAUCACAGUGCGUAACAAGCGGCUCAAGGUCUCCUAUGCUCGUCCCGGCGGGGAGUCCAUCAAGGACACCAACCUGUAUGUGACCAAUCUGCCGCGCACCAUCACCGACGACCAGCUGGACACGAUCUUCGGCAAGUACGGUUCCAUCGUCCAGAAGAACAUCCUGCGCGACAAGCUGACAGGACGCCCCCGCGGCGUGGCAUUUGUUCGCUAUAACAAGCGCGAGGAGGCACAGGAGGCCAUAUCGGCGCUGAACAACGUCAUACCGGAGGGCGGAUCCCAGCCCCUGUCCGUCCGGCUAGCCGAGGAGCAUGGCAAGGCGAAGGCGGCCCACUUUAUGUCGCAGAUGGGCGUGCCGGCGCCGAACGCCCCCCAGCCGCCGCCACCGCCGCCGCUGCCGCACAUGGCCGCCGGAUUCAACAGCAUGGUGCACAGAGACGGAGCUAUGGAAAAAUUACGCUCAUUAUUCGAUGCUAUAUGCGAUGCUAUAUUUGGUCUCGAUAGUGACAACUUUGCCGACUUGCUCGACGGCCUGUACCGCCGGAAGUACCACUAUCCCUACUUAUAAUUGACACCGCAACAGCAGCAGCAGCUCCUACAACAUCAGCAACAGGCGUUGGGCUUCCCCACUUCACCCAGUAAUGCGAUCGGUAAUGGCACCACCACUAGUAACAACAAUACAAGCAAUAGCAAUAGCAACAGCAACAACAGCGAGAACAACAACAUGCUACUCUUUCACCAACAUUACCAUCAGCAACAGCAAGACCAACAGCAACUACAACGCCUGGGAAGCGCUGCUGCUCACAGCCUGAGUCCGAGUGGAAGCCAGAACCCCCCCAUGAAUCACCAACACCCCAACACCAGUCCCAAUCACAUUAACUUCAACAGCAUUCGUCAGAACGGAGUGGCUGCGCUCCACUACCUGCAGGAGCAGCUGCAACUGCAAUCUCCACCUCCCUUCCAGCAGCAGCAGCAGCAGCAGCAGCAACAGAGGAGUGGUCAGCCGCAACAGAACCAGAGUCCAAGCAGCGGUGGCAGCUUGCUGGCCAUCAGCAAUCACAACAAUGGCCACAGCAACACCAACACCAACAGCAACAGUAGCUUCAACAACAACAGCAGCAAUUGCAACAAUUACCACAGCAACUACAGCAACAGCAACAGCUUCUCCAACAGUUACUCCAACAACUUCACCAACAACUCUGCGCACCUCGACCUGGGAUUCGGGCCGAUGACCACCUCGGAGCGAGAGCUGCACAAGCAGACCCUCAAGUUGCAGGAGUUGCACAUCAGCAGCAGCUACAACAACGCGAGCAACACCAACAACAGCCACUCCAACAACACAACAACGGCGACUCUGACUUCAACAACAUCCACAACUUCAACAACAACAUCCACAAACCCCACAAACGCUGGCUUCCUGUGGCGUACAUAGCCCGAUAAUUGGGAAGUGUUAGGAGAUGAAGGCAAUCUUUAAGUAAUAUAAUCAGAACUAAUAUAUAGCAGAAGUAUAUAUUUGAGUAUGAUGGUGGAGGAGACCGUGGAGAGACCAUCGUAGUAUCAUCCAUACACUACCAUACAAGCAACCCAAAUUUUUAUGUUCUCAAACCCCAAUUACUAUAUAUAUUUUUUUUUUGUAUGUUCCUCACUGAUAUCCUUAUGUUUUAGUUAGUUUUUUUUUCAUUUUUUGUGCUUUUUUUUUGGGAGGAAUAUUUUUUUUCUUUUUGUAACUAGCUGUAAGGCAAGACACGUAUAUAUGUGUACAAAUCAUUCGUAACUAUAUAUAAUGAAAGUAUAUAUAAUUGAAUGCGACUCGGAGGACGAUGAAGGAGGCGAACAAUUUUUUUUGCUUAAACUUAGAAAAAAAAAAGAACCGAAACUAUGAGAAACAAUUUUUUUGUCACAUAUUUAUAACGUAUAUCCAUAUAAAACUAUAUACAAAAAAACAAACAAAAAAAACGAUAAAAAAAAUAAGAAAAAUAUAUAAAUAUAUAUAUACAAACAACACAUAUACACAUUAUAUAUCUAUAACUAUAUAGCAUGUACUUGUAGGCGUGAAAGCAUAAGCUCUGAUUGUUUUUUUUUUCUCUGUGUCUGGAAACUGAUUUUUUUGGCGCGAACUAUGACGCAACAACGUACACGGGCAACAGUCGUGUAUGUUUAUAGCUGAAGUUAAUAAUGCAGAUAUACGAGCAUAUAUUCUUUUUUUUUUUUUUUAAAUAAUAAUUUAUGAAUCCAAUUUUUUUGUCUACUUUAUAACAUAUGUAAUUGUAACGGAACGGCUAGACAGUUGGGCAUGCUCAAGUUUUCAGGCUGUUUAUCGAUUAAAAUACACUAAAAUACACAAAAACGAAACGAAAAUACUUAGAUAGAAGGUAUAGAAAGGAUAGAAGGGAUAAAAAGCUCUAGAGCAGGACUAGAAGUGUAGGCGAGGAUGAGAGACCCAGACAAAAUUACACUGCAAGACCACUUUUUUUUUUUUAAUAGCUAUAAUGAAGUAUAUACGUUUUUUUUUUUACACUAAAUAUAAAUACUUUUUUUUCAAAUCCAUUUUUUUGUUUAGUUUAUAUGACGAAAAAAACUUGAGCAUGUUGCAACAACAAAAACAACAAAAAAACAAAACAACAAACGAUUAAGAAAACGUGAUAAAGAGCCCGAUAAAACGUAAAUCAGAAGAGAGGACAGUGCAGGAGGAACGAAGGAUAAAAGUGAAAUGAAAAGGAUGCGGUAAAGGAACAGAAAACAUAAGAAAAAAUCACUUCAAAUUAUAGACGCCAUGGGCAGGAUCUGAAGGCGUGUCCUGGCUGAAAAAUGAACCUACAUUUUAAUUUAAACUCUUCUAAACCAUACUAUUGUUUUAUGUUUUUAUUUUAUUGUUUAUUGUUUUUAAUUUUGGAAAAAUUUUUAAUUUCUUCUUAACAACCCCAUAACGAUUUUCAUAUGUUCGGCCAGGGAGUCGCUAACAGCCCCUGCCCAUUUGAAAGGAGAAUACAACUAUUUUUUUUCGGUGUAGGUGCAUAAAACCACUUCAAAAUUAUGCGAUAUAUUCAUAUUUUUAUUCAUUACAAACACGAAAAUUGUAAAAGUUUUAAUUUGUUACACAAAACCUUUAUUUUCUGAAUUACAAUUUUAUUUUAUAUUUUAUUACUCUGUCUCUGGCUUAAAAAAACCUUACGAAGAAUAUUUAAGACAACUUAAUAAACAUUUUCACCAAAAAGAA